AUUGAUUUAAAAGAAGAAGAAAAACAUUUGUCGUAUCAGUCUUCUCAUUGAUAAGAGAGGAGAGAGGAGCUUCACAAUCACAACAAUGGCGAAGUCGCCAUAUCCCAACCUUCUUCUCCUUCUCCUCCUCCGCUUCCCUUUCUCAUCUUCCAGCAUACCUCUCGGCUCCGUCCUUUACGCAUCCGGUUCCAACCAGUCAUGGUCGUCUCCCAAUUUCACUUUCUCCGUCUCCUUUCUUCCAUCGUCUUCCCCUAACUCCUUCCUCGCCGCCGUUUCCUUCGCCGGAAAUAUUCCCAUAUGGUCCGCAGGAACCGUUGACUCUCGAGGAUCCCUCCGCCUCUCUUCCUCCGGCUCCCUCCGCCUCACCAACGGUUCCAACGCCACCGUCUGGGAUUCCGGAACCGAUGGUCUCGGCGUCGUUUUAGCUACGAUUGAAGAUUCCGGUAACCUCCGACUCCUCGACAACCAAAGCAACCCGGUGUGGUCUUCAUUCGAUCACCCGACGGACACGAUCAUGCAAUUGCAGAACUUCACCGCCGGUAAGGUUCUCCGAUCCGGUAACUACUCGUUUCAGCUAGAGAGAAGAGGGAACCUCACGCUUAAAUGGAACAACAGCACGACUUACUGGAGCCAAGGGCUAAAUUCGUCUUUUAGCUCCAACUUUUCGUCUCCGAGCUUAGCGUUACAGACUAACGGAGUUGUCUUGAUGUUCGAUUCAACUCUCAGCGGCGGUACUGAGACUAUUUACAGUGACGAUUACGGCGAAGGUAGCAAUACGUUUAGGUUCUUGAAGCUAGACGACGAUGGGAACCUGAGAAUCUACAGCUCCGCGAGUAGAAACAGCGGUCCCGUCUCGCCUCAUUGGUCUGCUGUUGCUAACCAGUGUCUUGUUUAUGGUUAUUGCGGGAAUUUUGGGAUCUGUAGUUACAGUGAUACAACUCCGGUUUGCUUGUGUCCUUCUCGUAACUUUGAUCUUGUUGAUGUGAAUGAUAGAAGAAAAGGGUGUAAGAGAAAGGUAGAGCUAAAUGAUUGCUCUGGCAACGCGACCAUGCUUGAUUUGGGUAACACUAGGUUGGUUACAGACUCGAGUGACCCUAACUCUGAAGUUUUCUUUGCCGGUAGCUCGCCUUGUAGAUCCAAUUGUCUUGUUAGUACUACUUGUCUUGCUUCUGUCUCACUGUCCGAUGGGUCAGGAAACUGUUGGCAGAAACAACGAGGUUCUUUCUUUACCGGGUACCAGAGCUCAUCGGUUCCGAGUACUUCUUAUGUUAAAGUGUGUGGUCCGGUGUUGCCUAACCAGCCUUUGGUUGGAACGAAAGGAGACGGGAACAACUCGAAAGUUCACUUGUGGAUUGUUGCAGUUGCUGUUGUAGGUGGGCUUCUUGGUUUGGCUGUGGUAGAAGUAGGUCUGUGGUGGUGCUGCUGCAGAAACAAUCCAAAGUUUGGAACUUUGUCGUCUCACUACACUUUGCUUGAGUACGCUUCUGGUGCACCCGUGCAGUUCUCCUACAGGGAGCUGCAACGCUGCACCAAAAGUUUUAAAGAGAAGCUUGGAGCUGGAGGGUUUGGUACUGUGUAUAGAGGCGUGCUCUCUAAUAAAACCGUGGUUGCAGUGAAGCAACUAGAAGGAAUAGAGCAAGGAGAGAAGCAGUUUAGGAUGGAGGUUGCAACCAUAAGCAGUACACACCACCUCAAUCUGGUGAGACUGAUCGGGUUUUGCUCUGAGGGAAGACACAGGCUUCUUGUGUAUGAGUUCAUGAGAAACGGAUCUCUCGAUAGCUUCCUGUUUACUACUGACUCAGGAAAGUUGUUGACUUGGGAGUAUCGGUUUAACAUUGCGCUUGGAACGGCAAAAGGAAUAACUUACCUCCACGAAGAGUGCCGUGACUGCAUUGUUCACUGCGACAUUAAACCAGAGAACAUUCUUGUGGAUGACAAUUACACUGCCAAAGUCUCGGACUUUGGACUCGCCAAGCUCUUGAACCCGAAAGACAACAGACACAAAAACAUGAGCAGCGUUAGAGGAACAAGAGGCUAUUUAGCACCUGAAUGGCUCGCAAAUCUUCCCAUAACUUCGAAAUCUGAUGUCUAUAGUUACGGAAUGGUUCUACUAGAGAUAGUAAGUGGAAAAAGGAACUUUGAUGUCUCAGAGAAAACGAACCACAAGAAAUUCUCGAUAUGGGCAUACGAGGAGUUUGAAAAAAGCAACACCGAGGCCAUUCUUGACAAACGUUUGCGAGAAGAUCAAACGGUUGAUAUGGAACAAGUGAAGAGGAUGGUUCAGACAAGUUUCUGGUGCACACAAGAACAGCCAUUGCAGAGGCCGACAAUGGGAAAAGUGGUUCAGAUGAUAGAAGGAAUCACUGCCGUAAACAAGCCGCCACGUCCAAAGACCUUAAACGAAGUGUCGUUUUCAGGGAGCAGUGGGAGCACAAGCCACGCGUCUAUCUUGGUUGCUUCUGGUCCGACUCAUUCAUCUUCUUCGUCUGCAACAAGGUCGUUUCAGACAAUGGGAAUCACGUCGUCUUCCACAAAGAUAGGUCAAGGUUCAUUGCUCGGAUCUUAAAGUGUUGUAUUGUGAUUACUAAUGUGUACCAGGCUUUGUGUUACUUAUUGGCUUAUUGCGUACGUUGUAACUGUAUAGGACCACAGCAAAACUAUAUCUAUUGUUCCUGAAAUAAAUGAUAAGUUUUAUUUA
Messenger RNA from Brassica oleracea var. oleracea, 2698 nucleotides. Its product is annotated as G-type lectin S-receptor-like serine/threonine-protein kinase At1g34300. NCBI's taxonomy places the organism in Eukaryota, Viridiplantae, Streptophyta, Magnoliopsida, Brassicales, Brassicaceae. Bases 86 to 2566 code for a protein of 826 amino acids. Gene Ontology annotation, molecular function: protein serine/threonine kinase activity; ATP binding. The record is from RefSeq and is a predicted model, not a curated record. The transcript has a single exon. Gene Ontology annotation, biological process: recognition of pollen; protein phosphorylation.